UCGUAUAUUUCUUUUUUCCAAAUGAGUCAAAUGGUACACAUUUCACUUUCAUUGCUCUAAUUUUUCUUUAUCAUUUUCCCCAUUAUUGUCCAAACAGAAUUAUUAGGUGGUGGACCAUUGUACAACACAUAUUAUUGUUACUUUCAACUUUUCCCCACAUAUAUUUUUCCACAAGCCCCAUGUUCAUCUGUCGGAUUUUUUAUGCUUUAAUCACAUUAUUAAUGGACCAUCUUAAACACUCAAUUCAUUAACACAAAAACAGUAUUUAUCCCUUAUCAAACUCACAAUCAACGGCUACAGGUUCUUCAACUUGAUCUUAGUUUUAUCUCUAUUGCUUCUGUCACUGUUUCUCUUUCUCCAGCUUUCUUCCAAUCUUUUUUUUCAGCUGAGUAUACUCAAUAUCAAGACUCUUGAAAAUGGUUGAUGCCUUUGUGUCAUAUGCAGUUCAAAAACUGGGGGAUUUCCUCAUACAGGAAGUUUCCCUGCGCAGAAGUCUGAGACAGGAUGUGAUGUGGCUGAGAAAGGAGCUGCUCUUCAUGCAGUCUUUCCUCAAAGAUGCAGAGCAAAAGCAAGUUGAAGAUCAUACAGUUCGACGAUGGGUGUUUGAAAUUAAUGAGAUUGCUAAUGACUCUGUCGCUAUACUGUUGACACCCAAUUUUGUCCCUCCUUUAUUUAAUUUUAUUCACUCGGGCGUCUAAAUUUAUUGACGAGCUAAAUACUUUAUUUUCACUACUAUUAUUUUCGCUACCUUUAUUUUUAACAUUACGAGUAUUACUUUACCACAAUUUUUUUAAUGAUUCGUCAUCAUUUCAUUUUUUUUGGGGGGUUUGGAAUCGUUAAAUUAAUUACAAAACAACACUUUGCAAAAUCUUUAUUUUUCUACAUAUUAAUUAUUAAUUGUCUUUACAUAGUAUAUAUUGUACCAGUUAUUAAAUUAGAAGCCCAAAAAUAAUUAAACAGAGGAGGAAGGAUCAACAAUUUUCAGCCAAAUUAAUGGCCCAAAAUACAAAUACAAUGUUAUUCCCCUACCCAAUUAAUCAGCCCACAUUUUAAAUAACCAGCCCCAACUCAAAAUGAACAGCCCAUGUUUUAAUUUUAUCUGGUCCAGCCCAACUCCAUUAACCAACCCGACCGGCCCACUUAACAUUUUUCAUCAUUUACCCUAAUCCCUUCAACCAAAGAGGCAGCCACCUCUCUUUCUCCUUUCAUCUUCACCCAUUUCUCCCUCCUUCUCUCACCCCUUCACACCCCCUCCACUCACGUUUUCCCCACAACCACGCCUGUGCCAUAUUCCCUGACACUUCCACCACGCCUGUUCCCCGCUUCCUCUCUCUCAUACGCUCCUCUCUCCUCACUCUAUAAAGGGAGAGGAAAGAUGAAAUCAAGGGGAUCGAAGGAUCUGGAACAAAAAGAACCCUACAAAUACAGAUUUUAACCAAAAGAUAGUCUGACUGGAAAAAGAACUGCCAAUAAUUACUCUAUUUUUUGUUUGGAAACUCUUGUUAUUUUAAUUGGUUUCUUCGAGUUCGAGUACGAAUCCGAGACUCAUACCCGUUCGCUGCACCCAAAAAAGGUAUGCAUUUGCGUCGGAGUACAACAAAUGACGAAGGGCAUCACAAAUGGAACUAGAAGUUAGGCAUAGAAAUUUUAUUUACUUUAUUUAGAUUAGGAAACACCUUAUGUUGUAUUCAUUUGACAUGUAAUAAAUAUUACAUUAUCUUGUACUUUAUUUGAGAAAUAGAAUCUGUUUAAUUAAUCAAAGCAACGGGAUGACAUAUUAUGACACACUUUAUCCUUCAAACAAACGUUAGGCCUACCUCUGGCACAAAGAGGUCACAUGCAUAUUAGGACGCGUUAUUGUUUGAUAUACUUGUUUGACAACUUGUUUGACUUUAUUUGAUGAAUUAUUUGCUACAUGUCUUACUUGACUUUACGUGAUCUUGACUUUACCUAGAGAUGUUCAUGAGACUAACAUCAUUUAUACUUUAUGUUUCUUUUAUUUUAUUCCCAAAAAAGUUGAUUCGUGUUGACACUCGAGCUGGCUGACCAUCCUUACCUUACAAGGUCAAAGACAUCAUCAUUACCGCGAGGUAGUUGGGCUAUUCAAGGAAAAGAAAUUAUUAUGUCUGAUCCAACCGCAUCUAUUUCAACUGGUGUGGAAAACAUUGUGAUCUCUAGCGAUCCGCCCGAGACUUCCGAACACGGAACUGCUAUUCAACGGGAUGAACAUAUCGCCCGCCUGACUCAAGAAAUUGAGAAUCUACGUGGAGAACUAAAUCGGGUUAGGGACUUGACCAAUUUAUCCAUCACACUCCAAAGUCCACCUUCUGAACCUACAAAUACUGCACCAGACCCACCUCGUUUCCCAUCACUCGAAUCCCCAGUUCCUGAGCAUUUUCCUCCCCGAAACAAUGCACCUACCAACAACAACUUACCUCCGAUCACCCCCGCAAAUCCACCAAAUCCAACAUCCGUCUAUACUCCCCCACAAAGUCAACCAACCACCUACACUAACUAUACUUCUCCACAAAAUCAACCACCCACCUACACUACUUAUGCUACUCCUAAUCCACCACCCGUCAACCCACCAAAUCAAUCGCUAGUUCACACUCCCUAUGUUCCUUUGCCCACCAACACUAAUCCACCACCUACAACUACUCCUCUAAACCCACCAAAUCAACCACCUACAAACACCACUUAUAACACACCACCUCCAGUCCAAAACACCCCCACCAUCCAAACUUAUCCAACCCAGCAUCUACAAGGGGCACACAUUGUCACCCCAAAUGCACAAUAUGUUCCUCCGGUAUAUGCCACAGAAACACAAGCCUUUACCAACCCAGUAACGGUCAGGUUCCAACCCGAGGUAGAUCAAUACGAAGAAAUGGAAAAGGAUGCAAAGGCAGGGGCAGAUAACAUAUUGCUAAAAGAGAUCCACAGUCUCAAAGAAGCAAUGAGAAACCUUCAAGUUGCUAGAGGAACUAAGAGUGUAGAAUAUGAGGAUCUCUGUGUUCAACCUGACGUCGAUUUACCCGUAGGUUACAAACCGCCGAAAUUUGAUACAUUCAAUGGAACAGGCGACCCUCAUACACACUUAAGGGCUUAUUGUGACAAACUGGUUGGAGUGGGCAGAGACCAGAACAUAAGAAUGAAGCUCUUCAUAAGAAGCUUAUCCGGCGAAGCACUUACUUGGUAUACACAACAGGACGUCCGUAAAUGGCGGGGUUGGAGUGACAUGGCACAAGACUUUAUGGACAGGUUCAGUUUUAACACCGAUAUCACGCCGGAUAGAGUCUACAUGACUAAGUUGACCAAGAAAGUAGCUGAGACAUUUCGCGAGUAUGCGUUACGUUGGAGAUCAGAAGCGGCCAGGGUUCAACCUCCGAUGAAUGAUAGAGAAAUGACUGCUACCUUCAUUGAAUGCCAGGCUGGCAUAUUUUACGAGAAAAUGAUAGGUAUGAUGGGACAAAAAUUCACAGAAGUUGUCCGAAUGGGAGAAGCCUUAGAAGAAGGAAUCAAAUCGGGGAAAAUUCAGGAUCUUAUUGCUUUACAAGCAAUAAACAAAGCUAUUCAAUCCGGUUCUAUCAACGGGGUUAAAAAGAAGAAAGAAGAUGUCACUGCAGUCAUGAACAUCCAAAGGCAUGAGCCGAGCCAAGCCAUUCCAUACUUAAGCCACCCACAACAACCUUUCUACCCUUACCACUACCCUGAACCCUACCAAGCUCCACUAUCUCCUUACCCUGUCUACAACACCCAAGCUAACUACUACCAACCCCGAGCACCUCCACAUCAAAACCCACGUCCGUAUAAACCCAACCAAGCUCCAACUUACCAAAAUCGACCACAUACUAUACCUAGAGCCCAUCCGAACCCUGACACCAAAAACACCCGUAAUUACACUCGGAUCGCUGAACCCUUGGCUCAAUUGUUCGAAAGAAUGAAAGCAGCAGGCAUAAUACAACCGAUUGAAGGGAAAAUUCCCGAGCCUAUCCCAAAAUGGUUUGAUGGUUCCAAACGCUGUGCAUACCACUCUGGAGUUGUUGGGCACGCCACUGAAGAUUGUUAUGGGCUUAAAAACAAAAUCGAAGCCCUGAUUAAGGAAGGAGUAAUCCAGCUCGCUGAAGCUAAACCCAAUGUGGUCAACAAUCCUUUACCUGCUCACGAAGAUGCUAAGUUUUGAAAGAAUCCAGUGUGUCAAUCAGAAGGUUGGAAAUGGCCAGAUCAUCAACUUUGUCGCUUCCGUGGGAACAAUCUAAUACAACUACUCACAACACCAAGGCACUAACAAUAUAGGGCGCCGAAUCAGGAGAGACUCUGAAGAAUUGGACUUGUACUCCGUCUCUGAUACGCCGGUAGUCUUGGUAGACUGAACAUGUAGUGAACUUUUAUUUUUAAAGGCUUGAAUCAUGUUCAAAACUUUUGUUGCUUUGCUUCAUCUUUUGGA
This is a messenger RNA of Lycium barbarum (goji berry), 4444 nucleotides long. RefSeq lists its product as uncharacterized. NCBI's taxonomy places the organism in Eukaryota, Viridiplantae, Streptophyta, Magnoliopsida, Solanales, Solanaceae. The record is from RefSeq and is a predicted model, not a curated record. Bases 2123 to 4180 code for a protein of 685 amino acids. The transcript is spliced from 3 exons.